Molecule: messenger RNA, 8366 nt
Organism: Cuculus canorus (common cuckoo)
Lineage: Eukaryota; Metazoa; Chordata; Aves; Cuculiformes; Cuculidae
Gene: PAPLN
Product: papilin, proteoglycan like sulfated glycoprotein
Exons: 32
Coding region: 878-4990 (1370 amino acids)
Biological process (GO): axon guidance; extracellular matrix organization; cell adhesion
Cellular component (GO): extracellular matrix; plasma membrane
Molecular function (GO): serine-type endopeptidase inhibitor activity; protein binding; metalloendopeptidase activity
Source: RefSeq, a predicted model, not a curated record
AUCUGAAGGAUGUCACUCUCUGCUCAUUUCAAAGUGCGGCGCAAAGUGCUCCAUCUGCCAUCAUGAGAGAGGCCCACUGGUGCAUCUGUGCGAGAGGCAGUAGGAUGGCUGGCUUUGUGAGUGACUUUUUAAACUCCAGCUGUGGAAAGUCCCAGGUCUUUGAACACUGUCAGAGCUUGGCCACUGUCCAGUCCUGUUUUCAUCCAGUGCUGGAGGAAUUGUAAAAUUCCCUGGAAGAAAAAGCUUUGUAUCUGUGAGCCCGUUUUAACUAUCAACAAGAACACAAGAACCACAAGAACAUUAUUAAGCUUGGUAUUUCCAAGAGACAUUCAUCGAGAGUCCUGCUGCUGUGAGAAGGCAUUUUAAGAAUCAGUCGUGUAGCCCAGAAGAGAGCAAUGGUACCAGUUCCGGAGAUUUCAUUGCAUAUCUCGAUGUCUUCCUUGGAAGAUCCAGCAUGUGAAGUUACUAUACCUGAAGGCAGAGGCUUCAUCUUUCCUUUUGAAAGCAAGACUGUUCCUCAUGGUUUCGAAUGAGCUCCUGAUGAAAAAGAACUCUAAAUUUGGAAGGCAAACAAAAAAAACAACCCAAACUUAAGACUUCAAAGCUACUCUCAUAGUCUCGGAGACCUCGGUCAUAAUAUUAAGUAGGGCUGAAAUGCUGAGAACAAAAUCAAGGGGGAGGCAGAGUGUGUUAUCUAUUUUCAAGAUAAACCAACAGCAACAUUAAGGAUUAGUAACCCAACAGAAGCUGGAGAGAAGAGUGCUUAAGAGCCACUGUUUGAACCAGAAGGAUAGUGGAAAGUGGUUUUUGGAGCCUGGCUGCAGAGUGGUGUAAGUGUCCCCAGCUCCCAGCUUUUGCACUCACCUUUCGCAGGUACAUGCAGAAGGCAAAGAUGAAGAACUUGUUCCUACUUCUCUCGCUAGUAAUCGUGCCACCUUCCUCGUUUUCAGGCCACCGGAUGAAAAGGCAGAUUGAUGGCUGGGGGAGCUGGGGUGAAUGGGGCAAGUGCAGUCGGAGCUGUGGCGGUGGAGUCAGCUUUCGGCAACGCCGUUGCUAUUCCCAAAGGACAGAAAAUACUUCCAGUUGUGUUGGGCCAACUCGAAGCUAUCGGUCAUGCAACAUUCAGAGCUGUCCAGAAGGCUCCCAGGAUUUCCGGGCAGAGCAAUGUGCAGAGUUCGAUGGGACAGAAUUCCAAGGAAAGAGAUACAAGUGGCUUCCAUAUUAUGGAGCACCUAAUAAGUGUGAGUUAAACUGUAUUCCCAAGGGAGAAAACUUCUACUAUAGGCACAAGGAAGCAGUGGUAGAUGGAACUACCUGUGAACCUGGCAAGCGGGACAUCUGUGUAGAGGGAGUUUGUCAGGCCAUUGGCUGUGAUAACAUGCUGGAAUCGACCAAGAAGGAGGACAAAUGCCUGCAGUGUGGAGGAGAUGGCAGAACCUGCUAUGGUGUGAAGGGCACUUUUGAUGCACCCAGCCUUCCUAAAGGGUACAAUCAAAUCUUCAUUAUCCCUGUGGGAGCCACAAGCAUCCAAAUUAAGGAGGUGAUGCCCAGCAGGAAUUUUCUGGCUGUCAAGAACGUGCGAGGGGAGUACUAUCUGAAUGGACAUUGGACAAUUGACUUCAGCCGAGCGCUGAACGUAGCUAGUACGGUAAUGCACUAUGACCGUGGUUCAGAGGGUGAUCUGGCCCCAGAGCUCCUCCAUGCCCGGGGCCCCACCACAGAACCCCUCAUUAUUGAGCUCAUUAGCCAGGAGCCAAACCCAGGGGUACAGUAUGAGUACUACCUGCCUGUGCAAGGACAGACCUCAGAUUACAGCUGGAGCUACAGUUCCUGGAGUGAGUGUAGCGUGGAGUGUGGAGGAGGUUUCCAAUCCCGCUCGGUGUUUUGUACCAUAGACAAUGAAAUUUAUCCGGAUUAUAUGUGCAGGAAUAAACCACAACCAGACAAUAACCGGACUUGUGGCCAUCAGAAUUGUCCCCAUACGAAACGGACUUCUUACAUCUAUCUGCCACAAGCCUGGAGUCACAGUGGAGCACGGAGCUCUCAGAUGAAAAGGUGGAAAACGGGGGAGUGGGGGUCCUGCUCAGCUACCUGUGGUGGGGGCACCCAGACUCGCUCCGUUUACUGUGUGGCAUUCGAUGGUCAGAGCUCCCAAGGGGUGGUGGAUGACGCUGAGUGCAUGGCCUUUGCGCAGCAGCCUCGCAGCAGUCAGCCCUGCAACCUGCGACAGUGUGCAACCUGGAGCACAGGGCCCUGGUCAGAGUGCUCCGCCAGCUGUGGGGAAGGUGUCCAGACUCGGACUGUCACCUGCAGAACACAGCAGGGCUCUCAGGCUCAGGACUUUGCUUGUCUAAUGGAGCCAAAGCCAUCAGCCACACAGCCCUGCCAUAAGGAGAACUGCAUCCAGGAAAUUGGCUGGCAUGUUGGAGAUUGGGGCCUGUGUUCGAAGAGCUGCAAUUCAGGCAUCCGGACACGUCAAGUCAUCUGCGCUGAUGGUGACUCCAAAUUCUACAGUCCUGAGACAUGCAAAGCCAUCCAGCCACAGAAACCAGCCACCCUGGGUAGCUGCAACACGCAGCCCUGCUACCUGCCUCAGCAGGUCCCCAGUAUGCAAGACACUAUGGGAUACGACGUCACUCGCCAGUCCUUGCUGACACGUUACAACCCAAACAGCCCUGCCACAGAUUCUGGUGAUGAAAGGAUGCCUCCUGGGAGCUCCACGGUUCAUAGGACCUCUGAGAAUUACCACAACCCAUCCACCAACGACCAUGGCAUCAACUUGUUGCCUGUUCGCUGGGAAUCCCAGUCACACUCGUCAAGUUCGCAUCAGCUGAGCUUCUUUCAGGACCCCACUGGAGGAACUGGCUUUCCAGACUGUCAUCGAAGCCCACAUGGCUGCUGUCCAGAUGGGCACACUCCAGCUUCAGGCCCUUUGGGUAGAGGUUGCCCCUUCAGCGCUUGUCACCAAAACAGGUAUGGAUGCUGUCCUGAUGGAGCAUCAGCUGCCCAGGGUCCAAACAACAUGGGAUGUCCACAAUAUAACCGUGAUGGUCAAGUGAGCAGAAAUCAGGCCACUGUGGCCACUCCAGCAGCAAGUCAAGAGUUGUCCCAGCAGCAACCCUCAGUCGAGUGCCGCAGUUCCAUCUAUGGCUGUUGUUUUGACAAUGUUGCUUCAGCUUCAGGUCCUCAAGGAGAAGGAUGUCUCAAUAGGCCCAGCUACCCGUAUCCUGUCAUAUGCCUGCUGCCCAGUGCCCACGGCCCCUGCACAAACUGGACCACUCGCUGGUACUUUGUGACUGUUGUUGGCAAGUGCAACCGGUUUUGGUAUGGCGGCUGUCACGGCAACAAAAACAGCUUUGCCUCUGAGGAGGAUUGCAUGAGGGUAUGUCACAACUCUGUGGGAGUCAGUCUUCCAGAGCACCAGUCCUCUUCUGGCACAGGAGCCUUGCAACGCCAGCACGGUGCCUCCCACUCUCAUACAGGGGAUGCUCGGAGUCAACCAAGAGAGUCUGCAAGCCACAGCCAAGAAGAAAGAGCCUAUGGGGCUUCACACCCCAUGCAAGACAGCCACAGACAGGACAGCUGGAGAAGUGAGGUGCUGCCAGAGCCUUUGCCAAGAACCAGUGUGUUGGAGAGCCAGCGCUGGGGCACCCAGCAAAGCAGAUUGGACAGCCCGAGCCAGCUGCACUUGCGGCAAACAGCAGUGCCCAGGCCCUCACAGACACAGAACAGAAGCGGCCAGCAGGUGCUGCCCCGUGAAGGCAAGCCAUGGCAUAAGGCUUUCAGAGCAGAUGUUUCUAUGACAGAGGGAUUUGGGCAUCAGGUGCCUGCAGACUCAUUCCCAGCACGGGCUCUGCACAGAGCUAUCCUAGAGGAAGACAAGCCCUCUCUUGUCACAGCAGUCAUGGGACAAAACAUCCAGCUGGUCUGCAAGGCAGGCAUGUCCCUCUCCUCCAGAGUGGAGUGGGCAAAGGAUGGCCGUCCAGUCUCCUCUGAUAGGCACACCUACCAGUCUGACAGCUCCUUAGUGAUCAGCCAUGUCAAGCCGGAGGAUGCCGGGACUUACACGUGCCUCAUCUCUGAUGGGAGGACAGAGAGCCGACAGAUUCAAUUACAGAUCACAGAGCAUCAGACCUCUCUUCGUGCAGAGGGUGAGAGAGGUCGGGUCCUUCACAAGGAAAAUCAGCAGCAUCGAGGGCGAUCCAGAGGCAGGAAGGCUGAACAGGCAGCCGGUUCCUCUGUGCAUCAACAAUUCACAUACAGAUUGAGAAUGGAUAAGAGCGAGCCUUCAGUAGUGGAGGCCAGUGUUGGGGAGAGAGUCAGACUGCCCUGCAGAGUGGAAGCAUCGCCGGCUCUCAGCAUUGAGUGGCAGAAAGACGGGCGGCCCCUCUCGUCUCCAAGACACAGGCAGCAGUCAGACGGGGCCCUGGUGAUCAGCCGGGUCAGCUCUGAAGAUGUUGGCUUCUUUACCUGUAUUGCCUCGAAUGGACGUGACCAGGACCAGCGCCAGGUCCUGUUCCGACCUCUAGGGGAGCUGAGGAUCACUGGUCUUCUGCCAAGCAUCACGGUACCUGAGGGAGGGACUGCUCAGCUUCAUUGUACAGUGACAGGCAACAAUGUGAAUAUAAGGUGGUCAAGGAAUGGAGUCCCCAUGCGGGCAGAUGAUCACCACAUCCACCUGUCCCAGGAUGGAAGCUUGAUCAUAAGCAACAUUCAAGAGGCUCAUGAGGGAUCCUAUACCUGCAGUGCCUACAGCAGCACCAACUCUGUCAGUGCCAGCACAGAGGUGAAAGUGCUGAGAAGCAAACCUAGCACUGCUGUGAAUCACGUGGACCUGAGCAGGGAGUGUGUGGACCAGCCACACCUCGCCAACUGCGACCUAAUCCUGCAGGCCCAGCUCUGCAGUAAUGACUACUACUCCAGCUUCUGCUGUGCUAGCUGCUCUCGCUACCAGCCACGGGCCAGCCCUCCUCGCCACCAUGGGCGGUAGACACUUCCACGGCCACAUAAAAGUUCAGGUGACGUAGUAUGAGACUGGAAGUCUGAACUCUGUACUUCUACUGCGUCGAACUGUUCUGGGAGCUUUGCCUGCUGGAAAGCUCAAGAGGAUGAAUGGAACUGAGAGCAGUGGGUGUAACUGUUGAAAGGUGGGAGACCCACCACCCUGGGGUUUAUUGCAAAGUUCCUUUCCCCCCUAUGUAUGCCUUGCUGUAGCUGAUCCAUCUCUUCACUUUAAGGGUAGUUGCUAUCGUUCACAGAACAGGAUGACACUGGGAACACAGGGAUGCCGUGACUUUAGAGAAGGCGGAUAACCAGCAUGAAAGAGGGCAAGAGCAACUCAUCAUACAAGCACAAAAGAAGGCACUUAAAAAAAAAUAAAUCUCUGAGGUGUUUGAAGAUGGGCCUGAACUAUCUUCACCAAAGCACUAAUGAGCAAUGAACAUUUGUAAUCCCAGGGAGUGCUUUCCGUCUAAAUGCAAAGGAUUCUCACCAUGAGAAACAGCUUGAGGCCUGUAAAAUUAGUGUUCGGGUCCUAUGAGAUUACUAGCUGGGAAGCAGCUGUGAUGUCAUAUCACUGUAGCUGUUUUAUUCCAGCAGACAAAUUUCUAGCUGCAUCAGUUUGAUUUCUACUUGGCCGUUAUCAGCUUUGGAGUGAAAUGCAGAAGCGAUGCUUCACAGAAAGCUUAAGACAAACUGGAAGACUGCUUUUAACCCUUCCUGAAUGCUAAGACCAAUUUAGAUGAACACAUCAACACUGCUCUCUGUUCUGUGAUGCUGCAGUUUAAAUAUCAUUCACUCCAGGAGCGCUCAGCAGAUGAUUUUUAUUUUUUUUUUUUCUGAACGGGAACUGUGCUGUUGAAUUUAUUGCAAAGCUGAGCUCAUAGUAGUGUUGCACUGGGUUUCAGCUUGGGGAGGUGAAUAAUAUACAGAUAAAAAUACAUGUAGGGGCAUUUGACUUGGCAAAAUAAACCUCCCAACAAUCUGCUGUGGACUCAGGUAACGUCAGGGAAGCCUGGCUCUCUGCAUGUGGCCUGGGCUGAUUCCUGCCGCUAAGGGCUAACAAACAAGGACUUCCAGACGCAAAGCAGCUAAAGCUGAAAAGCAUCUUUCUUUUCAAGAAUAGCACUGAGUUGAUAAUGAGCAUGAAUUAUCUCUCUGAAAAAGAAAUUUUCAGGCAUUGGUGGUGGUGGGGUGGAGCUGAGACUAUGUAAUGAUUUGUUAAACCAGGAAAGGCUCUUGGGUGUCUUCAAUAUCUCAAAAUGGAAUUACAACUUCUGAGCAAAAGAACUUCUUACAGCCUCCAUGGCUGUUGUACCCCGGCAGCAGCCCUAACAGUCCCCCCCCUUUCCCAUUCCAAACUCCCUGCUGAGAUUAGGAUGUGUUAAUCAUAUCAAUUAGUACCACCACCCAUUUACUAUUUGUAUAGAUGUAGCUAUAAACUAGUAGACUGCUAUGUAGUGUUGCUGUUCAUGUUUUGGUUGGAGGUGGGUGGAGGAUUGUCCUUUUUUCCUUCUACUUCUGUUACUUUACUUUAAGGCUUCGAGGGCCGGCAGCUAAUUCAGGGCUGUGCUCACACCACCGUGCUCUCCUUCAGUUCUGGCUCAGUACUCAGGGCAGCAGCAACGCAUAGGUGUAAAUCCCCAGGUCUGACAGCCUAAAGCUGGUUUGGAUUCUAAAUCCAGUAAAUCAGUUCAGCUGCACCUAAAAAUAAGAAUUACUAACCUAAUGACUGCACUCUCUUCAGCGGAGGUACGGCUUCAGGAUGGGACACACAGCGCUAAGAUGUGAACCAACUGAAGCGUCUAGAAGCAAUUCAGUAAAGGGGAGAGAGGCGACAGCAGCUAUUUGGGGGGUGGGCGGUGGUGUCUCUGUGGCAGAUCCUGCUUGCUAAAAAAGACAAAAAUCCUUAUUUAGCAGUUAAGAUGCCUUCCCCUAAUUUGAUUAGGGAAAACCCUUUGCUGUAAUCCAUGGUAGGCAUUACAGUGUAAGGUUUGGAUGUUUAGGAACUCCUAAUUUCGUUUGUACGUAAUUUUGCAUUUCACACCAGCAUCAUUUUUUGUGUGUAUGGUCAGGAUCAGUAUUUUAGUGUACAGGAUGAUUUUGCCCUUUGAGACCAGGGUCUAAUCACAGACUGUGUAAAUUCCAGUCUAAGCAAAGCCCUCCCAGUUCCCACGUCCAGCCAUGAAGGAUCGUCAAGAUCUGUGGACCUGUUCAAGAGUAUGGUUAGAAGUUAUAUCAGACCCUUUUGUCCCAGAGUAAGCAGCCAGUUCUACAAUAUCCCUUUCUACUCUUUCAGAGGCUCUGUUUUUAGAACGUUUAAAUAUUCUGUGUAGUCAGCCUUCAAUUAAGCCAUAUGGUUGUACAAGAUGUGGGCAGAGAGCUCUUACUUGGGAGAGCUGUAACAGCCACCUCUAUUCUGAUGAGCAGGACUUUAACCUUGAAGGUUCUUCAGUCGAGUGUUUACCCCGACCCCCUUUCAGCUGCAUAACCACAUUAGUAAGGACGCUAGUUGAAGGUAUGCCUCUCACUCCUUUAAAUACACGUCAUCACCACAACAGUUAACCAAAGGGUCUUUUUGCAUUUCUUCUCUCUGGCACGCUGAGCGUUCCCCUCACUCUUGUGCCACUUCACUGCCAAAGGGAACUCUUUACUUUUUUUUUGGUAUCAAGAUGUUUUUCUUCCUUAAACAAUAGAUAGUAGGAAGGCCAUAUCUCCUUUAUUGUUAUCUCCAGGGUAGGGGAAGGGUGUAGCUCUACUGGGCUAUUUUUGGCUGAUCUUUGGGCACUGCUGUGAAAGAUACAGAACUCAUAGGAAAGAAAGCGCACAUAGCUUAUUCUGUUAUAAACAUCUACAACUAUUGCUUACUGUUUGAAAGCUGAAAAAAAGCAUUAGCACCAACUCAAAUACCAUAGGGAACGUUGUUCACUACUAUUGGUAUCACACUGAAAACAGGUAACUGUAAAGCAAAAAAGCCCCAGUUUUCUAGACAUCACUGUGAAACUCACUGUACGUGCCUGGAAGUGGAAACUUCUGGAAACAAGGGCAAACAACAGGAGCAUUUCUUCCCCUUCAGGUUACAAAGACUGACUUUUCCUUAUGUCUAAAACUACAUGGUGCGCAUAAAAAUACAGUAAGAAACAGCUAUACUAACAGGGUAGGUAUCAACUUAUUGGGAGAACAGAAAACCAAAGUGAGUUUUGCUUUCUGAAUGUGUCUUCCUAUUUGUCUGGAAAUGUAAAUAUUUGAUGCUAAAAAAUACCAUGAUGCAAACCCAGAAUCUGAUCUGUUCAGUAAAGCCCCUCCAUUUCAGAGCUUUAAAUAGUUAUGGGUCACAACGAUAUCUGCACGUCCAGUCUUAAAGUUCA